This is a messenger RNA of Patiria miniata (bat star), 6764 nucleotides long. Its product is annotated as treslin-like. Gene Ontology annotation, biological process: mitotic G2 DNA damage checkpoint signaling; mitotic DNA replication checkpoint signaling; DNA replication. Gene Ontology annotation, cellular component: nucleus. Bases 102 to 5711 code for a protein of 1869 amino acids. Lineage: Eukaryota; Metazoa; Echinodermata; Asteroidea; Valvatida; Asterinidae. The transcript has 19 exons. Gene Ontology annotation, molecular function: chromatin binding. The record is from RefSeq and is a predicted model, not a curated record.
UUGCAAAGCAGUUUGGGAAACAAAUUUGAAAAUGGCCGCCGAAUUGCCGAGGCAAACAAAGUAACGUGGUCCUUUAAAAAAUUAAAAAUAAGAUACCUACAAUGGCCACUGAAGAUAGACAUUUUAAAGUGGCCUUCCUCAUCGAUGCUCGGAGGCGAAUAACACCGACAGACAAACCGAUAGAAGUGGACACUUUUUCUCGGGGAGUUCGUUUGUGUGUGCUGAAACUGCUGUCGUAUUUCACCCACGUUCGGGACGACAGUCAGCGGGCAAUCGCCAACCUGCGGUGGGGUUUUAAAGUCUUUCACUCGUACGAUUACCCGCCUUGCAAACGAGAUUAUCUGAAACAGCUGUCACUGAAAAAUUUCCAGGACUUCGAGGAUCAACUUUCCGGUGAUUUGGAGGGCCUCGCGUUGUCGGUUCGAGGCAAACGGGCGCCGAAAACUCCGCAGGUUUUGACGGCGACCUCGCUGCGGCAGGCGCUGGACGAUGUCAUUCACGAUUUUCAGUGGGACGGUCCCGAUGUCUGUUCCCCGGUAAAACGGAGCGCCGCUCCGUCGCCGAGGAAGGCCUCGAGAUCGCAGGGUUCCAACCUCCUGUCCAAGUGUGUUUUCUUGAUGAUGCCCUGCCCAGUCAGUCGAUCAGGACUGGAGGAAUUCUGUGAUUUUGGUCCGGACGAUCCGUUGCCAAGGACUUCGGAGUUUCUUGAAAUGAUCCUCCCAGCAAGCGGAUCACAACAGAUAUUUCAAGACCAAAAAAUUGCGUUGUUUUGGAUCGACACAAGUCCAUGGAUUGCAACAGAAAAGCGGGACCAGGAUGGGUUGUCAGUCGUCGCACCAGCCAUGCAGGAGCUAGGUGGAUGCGUCAUACCAAUACAUGCCCUGGUCAGUCAAACGGAGCACAUCACGACCAGUCUCAAAUCAGAACACCCCAUCAACAGACCCAGUGAAACACCAGGAUCCAAGGCCGUUCAAGAGGAGAACGAUUCUUCUUCGUCACUGGUAGUAUCAUCACUGGGCACAGGGAAACUGCACUCGGGGCAAUGUCCAAGCAAACCUAAAGACAGGAGAAAGACUUGUUCGGAAGGAUGCAUUCAGGAUAACAAGAGCGGCAGUUCUUCGUUCCUUCCAUUUUCAGCCGUCGUGGACCAUUAUGUGAACUCUGAAAAGACAGUUACAUCUGGGAGAGGGAGUUAUGUGAACCUCAAACUUUCAGCAGUCACAGAUGGCCAAGCGACAGAUUUGUGUUGUCUUGAACUGAAUCAUCUAACUGGAAGACCAUUGACUCCUGCAGAAGCUAAAUGUGCAUCACCCCUUAACAAAACAGCAAGUUCCCCUAAAGACCCGCCCACUGAUCUAACCAUCACAGCAACGAACUGGUGCCGUACUUUCAGUGUAACAAAUCUGGAUGCAAAAUCAGAGGUUACCAGCCCUGUAGAAACAGUGGGCUCACCUUCAACCAGAACUCCACGUAAAUGUGGGGCAGAAAACCAGGCCGUCGUGAAAGCUAAGCUGUCGAUCGGUACAGUUCCCAUCUCUCAGUACCAGGACAAUGCAGUGUAUACGUGCACUGGUCUGGCUUUGGAUGCGACAUCUGCAGAAGGGAAUACUGACGUCAGACUUUCGAGUUGGUUCAAGGAGGCCAUGGUUAGCCUCAGUCGGCAGAGAAAAGCCUUGUUGGUUGAUAUGCCGCAUCCAGAGACUGGCACGCCCGUCAUGGCUGUGCUGGAGCCACUUACCGCAACCACUGCAUCGCUCCGCAUGCUGAAAUCCUGGCCCCUGCCUGGACAGAGCACCACCAAUCACCGAGACGAGGCCAGCAGGGCAAGGAGAGCCAGUAGCAGGAGGAGAAGUGGUACUGAGGAUGCAGGGACCCGGAUCAGGAGAAUCGCUGAGGAGUGUGUGAGGAGGCGCAGCGGCAUGGAGAAAACUCUGAGAAACACUCAAGGUGGCCAACAGAGCCCCCACCCAACAUCCUCACCAUCAAGCCCUUGUGAGAUGGUCUCAUUCCGGCCUCAUCUCUUGGAGCCCUGGUUCUCCUACUGCCCGUCAGGCGGAGCAUCAGCCAGACUAAUUGAUAAGCUACAGAGUGUUCCACUGUAUGACAAACCUCCCGGCCCGACAAACCCCACCCUACCCAGCCAGCUACUUCAGCAAUUAGGGGAAAGGUACAGCCGACAGCCUGGCACUGUCAGUAGCCAAAAUAUUGACAUGAAAGUCACUGGACAGGCAGACAUCAAGGCAGAGACUCAGGCUAGGCAGUCAGCAGCUGGACUCGAAGGACAGGUCAGGCAGAGCCCUCGCCUCAAGAAACGCAAGAGCACCAUGAACGUUGGCUUUCGUACAGAGAGGAUCAUGAGCAACAGCCGGCUCAUACAGACCACAAAGGAACCCAGUCCUGUGAAGAAAAACCAGAAGGAGAACAGAGUACCGGGCAACACAAGGAACAAGACCUCAACGUUCAAAUGUCCAACAUUUGAAUCAGAACAGGACGUGAUUGACUGCAUUCAGGCUGCCUAUGAAAAGGAAGUCACAGAGGGUUCCUGUGCAAUGGACUUUGUGCAGUUCACAACCAGUAUUGUGCUGUCCUAUAUGAAGUCUGGUUGCACUGAGGCCGCAGAAAAUGAUCCCGUGACAGGAGCCCGGGAUCUGCUGACCAGCUGCCUGCUAGUCUCAAGCAACCAGCUGAGGGACAAAUACCAGUCCCAGACCGACGAAGCCAGCAAGCUGCUCAGGGUGCAGGAGAUUGAACUGCAGGUCUUACUGCGGCUGGAGAUGGAGGCUAUGUCGCCCACCGCGGUCACGCCGGGCAAAGGAGGAGACGGCAAGGGGGACGAGGAGAAGCAGGAGAGGGGCGGAGACAGCAGUGCAGAGGAGGAGGGGGCAGAGCUGCCGGAGAAUGUUCAGAAGUUGGUGGAUGAGAUUGUGAAACUUUUGAGAGCCAUUCCCUUCCUGGCUGAUCCCAACAGGUUGACCUCCUUCCUCGCAGAGACACUCCUGCAAAACUAUGCCGAGUCCCUACCUCACGUCCUGCGAGCCAUCUAUGAUGACCUGAUGCAGCCGGUACCCUCCAUCCUGCUGUCCCCAAGCAGCGACGUGACUCUGUCCUCAGUCAAGACCCAGCCCCCUCCUUCCUACCGCUCCUCCUCCCACGGAUCGUUUGCUGAGCCAUCCGUAUCAAGCACUAGAACACAGAGGUCGUUAGUCCGUCAUCCGAGUUUGGCCGAUAUGGGAAGCAAGAGAGUUAUCCCAGUACCAUCAAGGAAUGUGGCCAAGAAAAAGGACAAAUCAAAACCGAAAGAUAAGGAGGGGAAGGAAAAGUCGAAACUGAAAGAAUCGAAGGAGGAGGGAGCAUCUAGUGCCAAGACGGUGCGGAGGAACCUCUUCAUGGGUGGAGCUAAACACAGCCCAAGGAAGGGAGGGAGCAGUAAACUCCAGCGACGGCAGAGUGUGGCAGUCAUGCAGAAUAUUCACGGCACUAGAAAGAGCCCACGGAGAAGGACCCCUCAGAAGACCAAAGCGCCCCUGGUGCUGAAGACCAAGGUGGUCAAGGAAACGCCGGGCAAGAAACAGGUGUUGCAGGCAAUGCUGAAGAAGCAGGAAAGGGCAAGGAGAAUCUCAGCAAGCUCCGGGGAUGCCGUAGUGCCACCUACCCCCAUGAGAGUGAUUGAGGAGUCCCCACUCAAGCCUGUACAAGAACUGAAUGUUCGGCGCAGUCCACGUAUCAAACCUCACAAACCAGGCGACAGGCGCAGCUUCUAUUCAACGAGCAGCAUCACCGACCUGAAGCGCGCCCGCGACUUGGGCUCCAGAAUUGCUGGCAAAGUAACUCCACCUCCCUCCAACAAACCACUGAAACCCUCAAGCAGGAAAUCACUGCUGAGUGAGAUCUGUAGUCCAGGGAGCAUGCCCGGUAUCUCUGUGAAGACCUCGGAAUCCCCAAGUAGGAAUACCAGGUCCCAAGUUGGACGGACACCAUCUAAGGAUCCGCCCGGGAAAGUGGACCCAGUUGGAAUAAGCCCAGAUGGGAUAGGCCAGAAGGAUGACAUGGUGUUUAAAACUCCUACAAGAGCUCCGAGAAGGAUCAACUUCAAGUCUCCUCCUAAACACACCACAGCUGUAAUUGAUAGCUCUUCAGGUGCACCGAGUGAGAGUGUCAUCCCAAUUAAGGAUUGUGGUCAAGUUGGAGCUGCCACCCAAGUGCCAGUGGUGGCUGGAAAACUGUCAAAUGGGGAUCAGGUUAAUUCACCGAGCAGAAGAGGACUAAGCCCGUCUUCAAGAGCCACUCGGCAAUCUGGCUGCAGAGCUCUGUCAAGUCCAACACGGACAGAAGCAGGACUUCCUUUACCCGCCGUGAAAAUACCAAGCCCCUCCCCGACUCCCAAAAGACAAGGAUCGCUUACAACUGCCCUGUCCAUGACAGCCACCGCCAUGAAAGAGCCAUCGGAGCAUUCCACUUCACCCAAACAAUCUCAAACAGAUGGUGAAAACGUAGUCACACCGGGUCGCAGAAGUCAAAGACUGCUGAAGUCACCUGCUGCGUGUAUUUCCAAACAAGCUGAGAUUUAUGAUAAACUUACACAGCCACCAGUAAUCAUAGACACUGUUGAUGCAAAGGACAAAUCUUUCAGGAGUUCUUUAACAACCCAGGACAACUCUCUCCAACUUCCCAGAAGUAGAAAGCGUACAUUGGCAGACAGAAGUCCCUCCCCUAAUCCCACUUCGGUGGUCAGCACCCCGUCGCCACAGAAAUCUACCAAGUCUGUCACCCCAAGUUCCCUCCAGAAAUGGCAACGCAGGAAGAAGCUCAGGCGCGAUUCCCCAGAAAAAUCCAAUUCUCCCAUUUUCCCAAAGGUCACUCCACCCUCUGCAAAGGGUAAAAGUAGAACCGCCACUCCUUCGCCACCCAAGUCGCCCAAGUUUGGUCGUGUGACGCCCUAUUCAGAGAAACGUAAACGGGCACCGAAUCUCCGAACCUCUGCCAAGAAGGAAAACUUGGAAUCAGUGGUGCCGGAAGAGUCUUUGGGAAAAGCCAGACAGUAUAAACUGGGCAAAGUCUGCAAAGCAAACGUAAAUCUGCUAACUCUCAUGACUGAUGAGGAUGAUACGAACGUCAGUCAAAUGCAAACCCGUAGCCAGUCCCGCGAGAGUGCAAACUCAGAAGGCACCGCAAAGGACUUAACGGAACCACUUGCAGAACCACAGGUCGAAGCGUACACCUUCUUAGACACACAUUUGGAUGAUUCAGAUGAUGAUAUUGACUUCCCAAGAAUUAUCUCCCCGCUCCGUCCCAAAGCGGGAGCGACGUCAUCAGACAAAGUUUCUCCAAACGGAGUUGGCAAGCACGCCGCCGCCUCUAGAAGCCCUGAGAUGUCAGCCAGGAGUUCAGCCUCAGUCUUUCUCUCCGAGGAUGAAGCAUCCAUCUCCACGGACGACGUUUUCCUGCUAUCAUCCCCCUCUCGUGCCAAGAGGAAGCUGAUCACCACCCCACUGACUACCGGCGGCUUGUUUGAAUUGAUCAACUCACCCAUGCUGGCGUCGGUGAACAAGACAGAGAAGUCUGGAUCAAGAGUUUCAUUCAUUCAACCAAGGAAAGGUGGUCGUCAGUUGUAUCCAAGUGGUUCGCAGUCGUCUUUAGGAUCUCCGGGUCAUACCAUGGCACGACGGUCGUCGUCACUAGGCCUCAAACGCCUGAGUAGCGACAGCCCCUGAUGAAACGUUUUGGACCACGGAGAAGAUAUGGUAACAAAGUGACUGACAAACAGAAAUUGCUGAUUAACUCAUUGGCACCAGAACUACAUUGUAUAACAUUGUGUUUAUUUACUGAUGAAUCCGCAAAACCAUAAAAGUGCUUGGGCGAAUUCAGGUGCUACAGCGAUUAGAAGGCAGGGAGGUGUGGAGCUGUACAGCGAUUGCUAAUCCUAACCUUUCCAAAUCUCCCAAAAUCCUCUUUGCAAAGUGGAGGAUUUUGCAGGAUCGAGGCUACAUGGCAAAAUGUGUGGCUGAUUUUGAAGGAUACACCGAGUCAUGGUCUUGGGCCAGACCUUGUGUUGUUUAUGCUCGGCUGUGCAUUAAUUUAGGACUGGAUUGUACUUGAAAUCCUCCGCACUGCUCCAGGAUGUCACUGGCUCUGCCUCAGUAUAUUGACAGUGAUUGCUGGAGGAUUUUGCAGGAUUGGGGCAGUGGUUUCCCUUCCAAUGACCACAUUCAAGAAAUAACGGAGGAUUUUGCAGGAUUGAGGUUGCAUCCUAGCAAAAAUGCAAUUUUGCUAGGGGGUUAAAGGGUUAUCCCUACCUCCAAGAAGAUUUUUGUGCUAGAUUUAAUGUCUUCUGCAGGUGGAUAGAAAAAAAAAACAAGAAAUCUGUGCUUAGCAAAAAAGAAUGCUUUAUUAUGGACUCCGUGCCCAAAUACCCCUUUAUGUUACCAAGAAAGAUCUAGGUGGACCUUUUGAGCACAUUGCCACUGUAUGCUUGGUGCACAUGUGAUGAUAGUUGAAGUUUGAACACAAUCAGAAUACAAUUGGGUGCUUCGUGCCAUAGCCCACCAACCAGAUCAUAAUGCGUUCACGCGGAGCUGUAACUAGUCGUCACAAAACACCAUAUACUGUUCCUGUUCAAAAUAGCCAUCCAGUGGCAUGUAUGAUUAAAGCUAUAGUCCAUCAUUUGCAGCCAUCCGAAAAGUAACUGGCAUAAUUAUUGUUGAAAAACAAACUUGGUUGAAAGAUAGUAAGGGAACUAAACUCCCUGUGAAUUUACUCUUUCUGGG